AUGCAGGUUGACGUCCUAAUAAAUUUAGUUCGAGAGCGUCCUGCUAUAUAUGAUCCCACUGAUCGUAGCCACCGGGAUCGUGAUGUCACCCUAAAGAAAUUCAAGAUGAUGCCCAAGAGAUAUGGUGAAGCUGGGAAGGAACAGUAUCUUGCAGAGUACAUCAGAUACCGACGACUGAACGGAACUAAGAAAAGUAGACCGCCGAGGUUAAAGCCACUCGACACGAGCAAGAAAUCGAACGCUGACAGUGAUGACAAAAAACAAAACACUAGCAAGGGGGACUCAACUAAAACCGACGACACGGCAGCCAAGAAACGAGAGGAGGAGAGACUUAAACAGGAGCAAGAAGAGAAGAGAAGGAGGGAUGAAGAAGAAGAACGCAAGCGCAAAGAAGCAGAGGAUAGACGUCGAAAAGGAGAACAACGGCGCAAAGCGGAAGAGGAAAGAAGACGAGAGGAAGAGGAAAGGAGAGGUCGGAGGCAGGUAGAUGAAGCAGGGAAACGUAAGCCGCAGAGUCAGAGUGCCUCCAACGGGGAUGGGAAUAACCCUGGAAGGGACGGCGACGGGGUCAGGAGUUUAGAUCGUAACCCCAAAAAGACGUAUUCGGAGAAAGUGACGGAGGUAGAGCAGGCUGACGAUUUCCAGGACUUCUGGAAGUGGAUCCACAACGGCAAGAAGGACGACUUCGGGGUGUCAAAGAAGCUCCUGUUGCUAGAAAAAGACUGA
Molecule: messenger RNA, 726 nt
Organism: Homarus americanus (American lobster)
Lineage: Eukaryota; Metazoa; Arthropoda; Malacostraca; Decapoda; Nephropidae
Product: vicilin-like seed storage protein At2g18540
Exons: 3
Coding region: 1-726 (241 amino acids)
Source: RefSeq, a predicted model, not a curated record